UCCUUAUAUCUGCACAAUAUUUGGGGGUUUAAACCCUGGGAAGAUGAUCCUAAUACAGGGGUACGUUGCCUUCAAUGCAAGCAGGUUCCAGGUUGACUUCCAAUGCGGUUGUAGCACAAGCCCAAGGGCUGACGUGGCCUUCCAUUUUAACCCUCGCUUCUCUGAUUCAGAGACCCACGUUAUCUGCAACACCCUACACAUGGGUCAGUGGUUAGAGGAGAAAUGUUAUUCCCGAGUUCCUUUCCACAGAUCUGAGUCCUUCCUGCUACUCUUCCUCUUUCAGGAUGAAGAAGUCAAGGUCAGCAUUGGCGGACAGCACAUUCUAGAAUUUAACUAUCGUGUUCCGCUGUGCGGUGUAGACACGCUUGGCAUAUAUGGGGAUGUCACCGUGAAGGACAUCGUGUUUCUGUGCUGUAAUCCAUACAAUAUUGAGAUGACCGAAUAUCCUGCAUGUGAGCCUCUGAAACUUGGCAGUACAGCCCUGGCAACACCCUUCUCCAGGUCUCUGCCCGAAGGGCUGUCUAUAGGUCACAUGAUCACAGUGCGAGGUUUAGCCAAAGUGGACCCAGAUGACAUUCACCUUCUGCUGAAAUCUGGAGACUUCAUCCCCUUCAAACUGACUGUCAACUUCCGAGACCAGUCCGUAUGUUACAAUCAUUUAAUGGGAGCGUCAUGGGGACACACUCAAGCGAUUCAGCCCCCUUUUUUCCCGUUUCACGCAGAGAGAUUCUUUGAGAUUUUAAUUCUUUCUGAAGAUGGCUUAUUCAAGCUAGCCAUAAAUGGGUACCCCAUGGGAGAAUUCACCCCUCCUGGACUGGAUUGUAAAGCUAUUAAGGAGAUCCAGAUAAUUGGCAGUGUAGAGUUGUAUACCAUCAGAUGCUGAUAUUCAUUUAUUCUGAUUGGCUGACAAGUGGCCUAAUGGUUCUUCUGUUAUGUGCCUUAUAAACAAGGAACUAGAAAAUACCUUUCUUGGCUGCAUUAAUCUUCUUUUCCUGAAUGAUGCCUUACUUGCUGUGUGGAUUGUCAACAGAACUAUUUUAUACAGAGUUAAAAGGCUAAAGAGUUGCUGUUUGGCUUUUUUGUGUGUAGUUCUCAGAAAUCUGGUCAAGUUCCUCAACCGUCUAUUAAAAGCUUUGUAUGUACAGAUUCUUCUAUCCAGAGAAGCAAUGGUUCAUGGGAAUAAAUAUAGCACCCUUUGCUCUA
Bombina bombina (fire-bellied toad) is the source of this 1203-nucleotide messenger RNA. It is a transcript of the gene LGALS12, whose product is annotated as galectin 12. The coding region runs from base 44 to 883 and encodes 279 amino acids. Gene Ontology annotation, biological process: intrinsic apoptotic signaling pathway; lymphatic endothelial cell migration. The transcript has 8 exons. NCBI's taxonomy places the organism in Eukaryota, Metazoa, Chordata, Amphibia, Anura, Bombinatoridae. Gene Ontology annotation, molecular function: integrin binding; lactose binding. The record is from RefSeq and is a predicted model, not a curated record.